AGUCCGUCACGUUGGCCCCACCCACAGCGUCCGGUAUAAAGUUGGAGCCUUGUCUCCAUAUCUCCGAAGGGGCUCAGAUCGCCCACCACUAUGUCGUCUAAGACGUCGUCUAUGGUUCUGGGUUACUGGGAUAUCCGCGGGCUGGCUCAUGCCAUCCGCUUGCUCCUGGAGUUUACUGAUACCUGCUAUGAGGAGAAACAAUACACUUGUGGGGAAGCUCCUGACUACGACAGAAGCCAAUGGCUGGACGUGAAAUUCAAGCUAGAUCUGGAUUUUCCUAAUCUGCCCUACCUUGUGGACGGGAAGAACAAGCUCACCCAGAGUAACGCCAUCUUGCGGUACAUCGCACGCAAGCACAACAUGUGUGGUGACACUGAAGAAGAAAAGAUCCGAGUGGACAUCAUGGAGAACCAGAUAAUGGACUUCCGCAUGCAGCUGGUUCAGCUCUGCUACAAUUCUGAGCACGAAAGCCUGAAGCCUCAGUACUUGGAAAAGCUACCUUCACAGCUGAAACAAUUCUCAAUGUUCCUGGGGAAAUACACAUGGUUUGCAGGGGAAAAGCUUACCUUUGUGGACUUCCUCACCUAUGAUGUUUUAGACCAGAACCGUAUGUUUGAGCCUAAGUGCCUGGAUGAGUUCCCAAAUCUGAAGGCUUUCAUGUGCCGUUUUGAGGCUUUAGAGAAGAUUGCUGCGUGCCUGCAGUCUGACCUCUUCAAGCUGCCAAUCAAUAACAAGAUGGCCAAGUGGGGCAACAAGUGCUUGUGCUGAGCGAGUGCUCACUGCCAGCUGUGCUCUGUUCUGCCCCGGGGGCCCGAAUCCGGCAUUUUCUGCUCUUUCUAAUAAACAGCAGUUACAUUAA
Molecule: messenger RNA, 859 nt
Organism: Psammomys obesus (fat sand rat)
Lineage: Eukaryota; Metazoa; Chordata; Mammalia; Rodentia; Muridae
Gene: Gstm3
Product: glutathione S-transferase mu 3
Exons: 8
Coding region: 91-768 (225 amino acids)
Biological process (GO): glutathione metabolic process
Molecular function (GO): glutathione transferase activity
Source: RefSeq, a predicted model, not a curated record